Molecule: messenger RNA, 1623 nt
Organism: Purpureocillium lilacinum
Lineage: Eukaryota; Fungi; Ascomycota; Sordariomycetes; Hypocreales; Ophiocordycipitaceae
Source: RefSeq, a predicted model, not a curated record
AUGACUCCUCCAUCAACGCAGCCAAGCAAUGGAACCGUCACCAUCACGACCUCGAGGUCACGCAACCACACCACCACCCGCCACCCUCACGGUCCUGUCGUCUCCGUCACCAUUGACUGUCCUGCAACCAUAAAUCCGUCUGACUGCACAGGGAGGGGCUACCUGACCGUCAACUACACGAGAAGCGACCCCACGUCAACUGAGAAGUGCACGCCUGUUACAGACAGUCAUCGGCCCCUCACCGAAUUCUCCGUGGUGUACACCUCCACGAUUACCUUCUAUGGAAAUAGGACUGACUACACGCCGCCCUAUGAGCCCAUACGGACUCCGAAAUACUGCGCGCCCACCAUCGUGCCCGCUAUUCCGCCAGGCUUCACCGUGAGUCCGAAAAUUCUCACCUCCGACAUUGCCAAGGAGUCGAGCCGAGGGGGCGAGCUGGUCCACCCAUCCACCCUCCUUCCUUUCAUCACAUUCAUUACUACGGACAAGAACCCGUCCGUUGUGUACCCAUCCGACCCCGUUCCAAACUACAGCCCUACAUGGGGCCAAGUAGGAGACGGUGGCCCUGGUGAUGGUAGUCACAAAACCGUUGGUAGGGGCGGGAACGGCGGCGGGGAUCCCCACAAGACCCCUGACGCCGACAGCAUCACCGCCGCACCACGCCCGACCUUCAAAGUCACGGCUCGCGGUACACAGGUGGUCAUCAAUGACAAGACCUUCGCCGGCCUCAACCCGGGUCAAACAAGCCUCGUGACCGUGGAUGGUGGAACCUUCACAAUCUACCCCAGCGCGGUCAUUGGCGAGGGUGCCACUAUUCAGAAACCGCCGCCCCCUGGCACGGGUGUUCAGGUAGCAACGCCAACCGCCGCCGUCGUUGGCGGAUUGCCCGUCACCUUGUCAGGCUCCCAUGCUAUUGUCGGCGGUGCCACCAUGACGAUACCAGAGACUGCCAGUACAACUGUCAUUGACGGUCAUUCGGUCUCCAUCGGCCCGGGCAGCCUAGUUGUGGGCGGCCAAAGUCUCUCCUUUAAGCACGUCGCGCCUUCGCGGGAGACCGACGUCGUGGUGAGUGGAGGAGAGCUCCUCACAGCCAUUGGGCGUAGCGUGGUGGUCAUUCAUUCUACGACAUUCACAUAUGGUCCUGGUAUCCCGGAAACUUCGCAGGUUAUACAAGACGACACCAUUUCAAUUGGACCGUCGGGUGUCAUCGUGCACGGCACGCUGAUCGGCGGACAAGCCGCUGGCCCAACCGCGACCUCAUACGAGAUCGUAGGGGGCGCCACCAUCACACGGAUCGCUCCGUCAAUCGCCGUCAUCAACGGCAAGACAUUCACCGUCGGGCCGGGGACCGAGUGGACAACGACAGUCAUAGCCGGGCAAACUUGGACCGUAGGUCCGACGGGCCUCGUGGGCUCCUCCAUGACCUUCAAGUAUCCCUUCGGCACGGCGGUCACGACGACUAUUUCUCCGACCGGCACGUGGCUCAACGACUUUCCGAUCGAGACGGCCGGGCAGAACAGGGGCGGCGAUGACGACGACAGCUCCGGGACCUCAUUGCGGCCCAACCUCUUGGUUGGUUGGACAGCGUUUUGCAUAGCGAUUGGCGUUUGGGUUUUGGCAUAA